Saxophila tyrrhenica is the source of this 1419-nucleotide messenger RNA. RefSeq lists its product as uncharacterized. Gene Ontology annotation, molecular function: hydrolase activity; protein binding. The record is from RefSeq and is a predicted model, not a curated record. NCBI's taxonomy places the organism in Eukaryota, Fungi, Ascomycota, Dothideomycetes, Mycosphaerellales, Extremaceae. Bases 1 to 1419 code for a protein of 472 amino acids. The transcript has 2 exons.
AUGUCUGACCGGCACAACAUCUGGCGUAAGCUAGAACGCUUCAGAGGACAAUCCCCAUCAACCAUCUUCAAAACCGCACUCGUGCGCCUACCGCGAGCCGUACCCAUCGAGACGCUUCGAAUAACGAAUCCCUUAGGACCUCAACCAUUCCUUCUCGACUUGCCCUCGAGGGAACGAGGACGAUCUAUCCCUCUGUAUAUCUUUGUGCCUCCAGUCAGGUUCCCCAACCCUGGAUCAGCGAACCAUGCUCCAACACCGGACAACUUUCCUGUCGUUGUUGACUUCCAUGGUGGAGGCUUCUAUCUUGGCAGCUGCCUUGAGCAGGCACCGUUUUGCGGACGCCUUUCCCGAGAGUUGGGCGCUGUUGUGAUCAGUGUGGACUAUCGUAUGGCUCCUGCAGACAAAUUUCCUGCUGCCAUCGAGGAUGCUGAAGAUGUAUCCUUUGCGCUCCUCAAUCGUUCACAUGCGGGCUACGAGGUCCUCAGAAGAGGCAUAGCCGAGCACCUCCAGGACAAAUGGUUCCAAAAACUCGGUCCGAAGGAAGAGCGAGAGGAAGGCAAGAUCCCUCUGCCACCUCUACCAGAGAUCAGCUUAGAUGCGUCACGCAUUGCGUUCAGCGGGGCAAGUAGUGGAGGCAAUAUCGCACUGAACAUGGCUCUCAGUGUGCCAGCAAGCUUAGGCCUCCCGGCAUGGCCAUCACCCAUCCCGGAUGAAUACGCUACGCCUAUACCGCUGCUGCUUCUCUAUCCAAGCCUCGACCUCCGUCAAUUGCCCAGCGAGCGCUUUCGGCAUGAGCGCAUGCCGCCUGUGAAAGAGCAUAAACGCCUCGAUAUCGACGACCAUUUGGCCGCCACCUACGUCAGCCGUGAGAUGGCCGCCCAUCCGCGUGCCUCUCCUGGCCUGGUAGAUACCAGUGUUGGCCUGGACAAGAAUGCCAAAAUCCUGCUGAUCCUCUCAGGUCUGGACACGCUCUGGGAGCAGAGUGAGAUUUGGUGCAAGAAGGUCACAGCAGAAGGCAGGGGAGAGGACAUGAAAACCAUGCGGUACGAGGAGAGGAAACAUGGUUGGACGACUAUUCCGGAGAUUGCGCUAUCUUCUGAAGAGCGCAAAACACGCCUUGAAGUGCUCGAGGAGUGUAUCCGCUUCACCAAGGUCACCUGGCAAGGCCGCGACCCGGUCGCUGUGAUGAACAGAGAGUUCGGCAGUCGUAUCGAAGGAACAAGACUUCCCGAGCAUGAUUCACGGGAUGCAGGAACAGAUGGCCGUGAGCUUGCUGAGUUGAUUGAUAUGGGCUUUCCUGCGGUUGAGGCGCAAUUUGCUCUCAGAGAGAACGAUGGCAAUGUUCAAGAAUCGGUUGACUGGCUUUUGGGGAGAAGAGACGCUGAUGGCGAUAGAACUCCGAAAGAAAGCAAAACUUAG